Messenger RNA from Bombina bombina (fire-bellied toad), 2093 nucleotides. RefSeq names its product L3MBTL histone methyl-lysine binding protein 1 (gene L3MBTL1). NCBI's taxonomy places the organism in Eukaryota, Metazoa, Chordata, Amphibia, Anura, Bombinatoridae. The coding region runs from base 6 to 2093 and encodes 695 amino acids. Gene Ontology annotation, biological process: regulation of DNA-templated transcription. Gene Ontology annotation, molecular function: zinc ion binding; protein binding. The record is from RefSeq and is a predicted model, not a curated record. The transcript has 20 exons. Gene Ontology annotation, cellular component: nucleus.
AUCGUAUGAAGAUACCUUCUGACUCUGUGUGCUCUGUCAGACCAAUGGAUCAAAAAGAAGAACAUCCCAGACCCACAGCUGAAAACCCAGAGCAGGACAAGACAAAUAAUCAGAUCCUCUCCCAAGAUCCAGAGGGGAUGGACAAUGCCUCUUCUGACCCGUCCAUGUGUCUCUGUGACACUUGUGGCUGCAGGCACAGAGUGGGGCAAAUGUGUGAAACUUGCAAAGAGAUCUGCCACUACAGAGAGAGUGUCCAUGGCAGGUCACUGGUCCUGGAGACUUCACCAGAAUUUUGGACACACAGUGAAACCCUAAAACCUGUCAAGAAACGCAGGCCCAAAGAGUAUCAAAGUCUAGAGGAGUCAGAAGGCGAAUUAACGAAGAGAGAACAGAAGAUAACAGGAGACCAUGAAGAAUCCAGUGUGGGCCAUCAAGAGAUGGAGGAGUGGAACCAGAGAGACAUCCAGGUUUCAGGUGAUGAGCUAGUAGAUUCCUGGACUUGGACUUCACAUAUAGAAGAACAGAAAUGUAUGGCUGCUCCACUUAAUCUGUUUAGAGAAUGGCAGUUGGGGACACAUCAUAAGAACUUGUUUAAAGUAGGAAUGAAGCUUGAAGGGACAGAUCCUCAUCAUCCUUCAAUGUAUUUUAUACUGACAGUUUCUGAGGUGUGUGGUUUUCGGAUAAGGCUGCAUUUUGAUGGGUAUUCCGAAUGCCAUGAUUUUUGGGUGAAUGCAGAUUGUCCUGAUAUUCACCCUGCUGGCUGGUGUGAGAGGACUGGACACAAAUUACAGCCUCCCAAAGGGUACAAAGAAGAAGAAUUCAUUUGGACAAACUACUUAAGGCAGACUAAGGCUCCUGUUGCCCCAAAGCAUCUGUUUGCAACCCCCAGAACAGCAUCAAUGCCUUCCCUGUUUCAUGUGGGUAUGAAGCUAGAAGCCGUAGACAAAAUGAAUCCUUCUCUGAUCUGUGUGGCCAGCAUCACAGAUGUCGUAGAGGACCGUUUUCUUGUUCACUUUGACAACUGGGGUGACACCUAUGAUUACUGGUGUGACCCCAGCAGUCCAUAUGUUCAUCCUGUGGGUUGGUGUCAAGAGCAUGGGAAGCCUCUCACUCCACCUCAAGAUUAUCCAGACCCAGAUCAUUUCACAUGGGAGAGAUACCUCGCUGAAACUGGAGCUACAGCAGUGCCAGCACAAGCUUUUCAGAUGCACCCUCCACAUGGUUUCAAGGUCAACAUGAAGCUGGAAGCAGUGGAUAAGAGAAGUCCUUCUCUUAUCAGGGUUGCGUCUGUGGUGGAUGUGGAGGAGUACAGGAUAAAGGUUCACUUUGAUGGUUGGAGCCACCUGUAUGAUUUCUGGAUGGAUGCUGAUCACUCAGAUCUGCAUCCUGUGGGCUGGUGCCAGAGAACCGGACAUCCCCUGCAGACUCCUAUACGGCAUCAGGAUAUACACAGCAUGUCCCCAGAAACCUGCGUUUCCCUCAGUUGCAAGGGGAUGUCUCACUCACGGAGCAGCAAAUAUGGCUUUCAGCACAGGAAGUGCCCUACUCCAGGAUGUGAUGGCUCAGGGCAUGUUACUGGCAGGUUUACUGCCCACCACUGUUUGUCCGGCUGUCCUCUGGCUGAACGGAACCAACAACCACCCCGUAGUAGGAAUUCCAUCCCAUUUACACCACGCAGAAAAUCCCGACACCAUGGCAGGAUUGGACGCCCUCCCAAAUACCGGAGGGUCCAACAAGACAGUUUCAAGGACACGGUGCAUCAAUCCCUCUUUAUGUCUGCUCUGUCUGUGCACCCGGAUCGUGCACUAGCUCACUGCUGGGAGCAACACUGCCGUCUUCUGCCUGGGGUGGCUGGAAUCAGUGCCAGAACUGUGUCCAAGUGGAGCACAGAAGAGGUUUUUAGUUUUAUACAGACAUUGACAGGAUGUGAGGACCAGGCCAGGCUGUUCAGAGAAGAGAUGAUAGAUGGAGAGGCUCUCCUGCUUCUCACGCAGACGGAUAUAGUAAAAAUACUAUGUAUUAAACUUGGACCAGCUGUCAAGAUUUUCAAUUCUAUCCUCAUGUUUAAAAACACAGAAGAGUUCAUGGACUGA